Erpetoichthys calabaricus (reedfish) is the source of this 3468-nucleotide messenger RNA. It is a transcript of the gene tlk2, whose product is annotated as tousled-like kinase 2. The record is from RefSeq and is a predicted model, not a curated record. Gene Ontology annotation, molecular function: ATP binding; protein serine/threonine kinase activity. Bases 642 to 2726 code for a protein of 694 amino acids. Lineage: Eukaryota; Metazoa; Chordata; Cladistia; Polypteriformes; Polypteridae. Gene Ontology annotation, biological process: chromosome segregation; intracellular signal transduction; peptidyl-serine phosphorylation. The transcript has 21 exons. Gene Ontology annotation, cellular component: nucleus.
AGGCAGCUCCAGUUUUCUGAUUGGUUCACACUGGGAAGGUGGAGUGCAGACCACGUCGCAAAACACUCUCGCGAGAAAUAAUGUGGCUUCUCGAUUAUUGUUUACACUGUUAAAAAGAACCGAACCCGACCGAUCCAGAUUUUAAACAGAAGGAGAACCAGCAAAAGGAACAGCUGCAUUGGCUACGGAGCCUCGGCACGAGCGCCAGCCGCUCGCCACACUUCAGGACGCCGCCCGGGCGAUCGGCGAGGCUGCUGACUGGGGGCUUUGCGAAGUUGCUUCUCCGAAAAAUAAGAAACGUCAAACGUGCUGUUCAGCUAAGGUGCCCUGCAAUGAAGUUACUCCACAGGCGGCCUGCUGUUUGAAAAGCCAGGGCGGGACUGCUGGCCUCCAGAAGACGCUGUCGCGGAAGCAACCCGGGCCUGUUGUGCACGCACGGGGGUGGGGGAAACGGUAGCGCGGAUUCAGGAAACACCGAGGAUCUGCAGGCCGCCAGGCGUGAACCACCCCACCCCCCGUCUGCCACCCUUUGGGCGCUUCGUCGUGGGAGUGUUGGGUGGGGACAGACUAGGAGCAUCAUCGCUACCACCCGGAGAGUCGCCUUGACACUGGGGACCGGCUGAUUUGAAACCCGCGCAGAAAUGAUGGAAGAGUUGCAUAGUCUGGAUCCUCGGAGGCAAGAACUUCUGGAGGCCCGGUUCACUGGCGUGGGGGUCUCUAAGGGCCCACUUAAUGAGUCUUCCAAUCAGAGCUUGUGUAGCGUGGGGUCUCUGAGUGAUAAGGAAAUUGAGACUCCUGAAAAAAAGCAAAAUGAGCAACGCAAUAGAAAGCGAAAAGUGGAGCCAUAUGACAGUAGUCAAGGGAAAGGAUCGGCGAGAGGACAUAAAAUUAGUGAUUAUUUUGAGUUUGCUGGUGGCAGUGGCCCUGGAACGAGUCCUGGCAGAAGUGUCCCCCCAGUGGCACGAUCCUCUCCACAACAUUCCUUAUCCAACCCACCUCCUUCAAUACAACAAGGAAGCCCCUCGUCCAGUGGCUCGGCAAACACUGACCAUUCCUGCAGCUCACAGAAGCCCUUCUUGCUGUCUCACAAAAGCACACAGUCGGAUCUCACAAUAGAAAAACUCGCUGCCUUGGAAAACAACAAGAAUUCUGACCUGGAAAAGAAGGAAGGCAGGAUAGAUGACUUGUUGCGGGCAAACUGUGACCUCAGAAGGCAGAUUGAUGAGCAGCAGAAAAUGCUGGAGAAGCAUAAAGAACGGUUAAACAAAUGCGUCACGAUGAGUAAAAAGCUGCUAAUUGAAAAGUCCAAACAAGAGAAGAUGGCCUGUCGAGACAAAAGUAUGCAAGAUCGGCUGCGUUUGGGGCAUUUUACUACAGUCAGGCAUGGGGCAUCCUUUACUGAGCAGUGGACGGAUGGCUACGCCUUUCAGAACUUGAUCAAACAGCAGGAACGAAUUAAUUCUCAGAGAGAGGAGAUUGAAAGGCAAAGAAAGAUGUUAGCCAAACGGAAACCUCCAGCGAUGGGUCAAACUCCUCCACCAAAUCUUGAACAGAAGCAGAGGAAAAACAAGGCGAAUGGAGCUGAAAAUGAAACGUUGACUCUUGCUGAGUACCAUGAGCAGGAAGAGAUCUUCAAGUUACGACUCGGUCAUCUGAAGAAGGAGGAGGCAGAGAUUCAAGCGGAGCUGGAACGGUUAGAGAGAGUUCGAAAUCUACACAUCCGUGAGCUGAAGAGAAUACACAAUGAGGACAACUCACAGUUUAAAGACCACCCUACGCUUAAUGACAGAUAUCUUUUAUUACAUUUGCUGGGAAGAGGAGGUUUCAGUGAAGUCUACAAGGCCUUUGAUCUAACAGAACAGAGAUACGUAGCUGUAAAGAUUCAUCAGUUAAAUAAAAACUGGAGGGAUGAGAAGAAAGAAAACUACCACAAGCAUGCCUGCAGAGAAUACAGGAUUCACAAAGAGCUAGAUCACCCCAGAAUCGUGAAACUCUACGACUACUUCUCUCUCGACACAGAUUCGUUUUGUACGGUUUUGGAGUACUGUGAGGGCAAUGACCUUGAUUUCUACCUGAAGCAACAUAAGCUGAUGUCUGAGAAGGAAGCUCGCUCCAUUAUCAUGCAGAUUGUAAAUGCACUGAAGUAUCUCAACGAGAUCAAGCCACCCAUCAUACAUUAUGACCUAAAGCCAGGUAACAUCCUUCUGGUAAAUGGGACUGCAUGUGGAGAAAUCAAAAUUACAGAUUUUGGUUUGUCUAAAAUUAUGGACGAUGACAGCUAUAACUCAGUGGAAGGAAUGGAGUUGACGUCGCAAGGUGCUGGUACAUACUGGUACCUUCCACCUGAAUGUUUUGUAGUAGGAAAAGAGCCUCCAAAAAUCUCCAACAAAGUAGACGUGUGGUCAGUGGGCGUCAUCUUCUAUCAGUGUCUGUAUGGAAGGAAGCCAUUCGGCCAUAACCAGUCCCAACAGGACAUCCUUCAGGAGAACACCAUCCUAAAAGCCACAGAAGUCCAGUUUCCGACCAAGCCAGCUGUUUCUCCAGAAGCUAAGGCUUUCAUCCGACGCUGUCUGGCAUACAGAAAGGAGGAUCGAAUCGAUGUCCACCAGCUGGCCAGCGACCCCUACCUGAUGCCUCACAUUCGAAAGUCGGUGUCCACCACCGGUGCUCCAGGAACUGCCAUCCCCUCCACGUCAGGAUCCUCAAACAGCAGCGCCUCGAACUGAGUUACGGAUCUUGGACACUCGCUUUGAACACCAUGCUCUAAGGAGGGACGACGCAGCUCAGAGAGAGGAGGGCCAAACAAAGGGAGAGAAACCCAGGAAGGGCAGCCACUUGGGUGUUGAUGCCAUCGGCUUUUCUGUCCUUUGAAGAGUGGAACAAGAAGAAGGGAGCGCAGGCAAACCAUGUGUCCGAGGUCUUGAGACAAACGACAGCUCUGAGCGGCUGGUGGUGGCGACCAUGCGGAGGGAGGCCCUUAGACCGCCGCAGGCCUUGGCGCCCAUGCUGCGAGGGCCCCUUCCUUUCUUAACGUAAUCCUUGCUCCAGUUAAGACCUUUUCCACAGAAAUGUAAGCACAAGAGUCGGGCGUGGGGUAAAUAUGCAUUAGAGCUACUAGCCUUCCAGGACGUCUGGCUACCAUUUGGUAGGGUUAGAAUUAGACGGGUUUUUUUGUUUGUUUUCAUUAACAUUUUUAAGAGAUGAGGGAUGAUUACAGGCUACAGUUUGUUGGUUUGCCUUUAUAAAUUGUGUUUUAAUAGAAACCAAACUGGAAUCGGCCCUUUUUUGUGAAAAGGGCCUUCACUGUUUGUACUGCAUAUGCCCCAAAGUGCCCCUGCCUCCCGUGGCUUUUACUUUUUCCCCUCUUUAGAACCUUUUCAAUUUGGGCGUAUUUUGACUUGGGGAAGAGAGGGAGGAGGGCAGUCUACAUGACAAAUGCAUUUAAACCAUUAAAUAUGAAUUAUUGAA